UCUUUUCGUGUUGAAAUGAUUGUUCUCUACUUCUAACUUGCCCCACCUUAUUCUCUCCUCUUUCCGGCCAAAUUUCCGGUAAAAAUUUCAGAGGCUCAUAGAAGUCAUGGCUGACAUGGAGAGAAAUUCUUGCCGCACGCAGAUUGUUGCCGGCAACGGCGACUUCAAUUCGCCCGGGUUGCGAGAUUUCAACAAUUCCGUCAAGGUCAGCGUGUGUGGCCUCUUGUAUGCAGUUGUUGCAAUUAUGGGCCCACAUAGUAGCGGGAAAAGCACAUUGUUGAAUAAUCUAUUUUUUACGAACUUCAGGGAGAUGGAUGCUUUCAGGGGAAGGAGCCAGACAACAAAGGGCAUAUGGAUAGCCAAGGCCGUUGGCAUUGAGCCAUUCACAGUUGUCAUGGACUCGAAGGGUACAGAUGGUUGUGAAAGGGGCGAGGACGGAGGGUUUGGACAGGAAAAGCCCGCUGUGAGGUAACGAAAGCAUGGUUCCAUUAAUUGUGAUAUAUGCCUAAAUUGGUUGUUUUCUAAUAAAGUGAGAAAUUGUUUGUUUGUCUGACUUUUUUUUUUUUUUUGGUUGGG
Striga asiatica is the source of this 576-nucleotide messenger RNA. NCBI's taxonomy places the organism in Eukaryota, Viridiplantae, Streptophyta, Magnoliopsida, Lamiales, Orobanchaceae. The record is from the annotation of a GenBank genome assembly.